ACGCGUCUCGUCACGCGCUUUUCUUUUAUAAAGCACAACUGCAACAUUAUCAGUAACAUUAUGGGAAUUGACUCGCCGCAACUCAAGAAACGCAGGAUGUCUGUGUCCGACAGCGCUGACAAUGACGCGUCUGCUCCCGCGUUGCAGUUGCUAGUUAAGAGACUCUCUGACAAGGCCAAGAUUCCUACUAGAGGAUCGAAUUUGGCUGCGGGGUAUGAUUUAUACAGCGCAGAGAAAAAAGUGAUUCCAGCGCACGGUAAGGCACUGGUUGACACCCAGCUUUCCAUUGCUGUUCCUGCGGGCACUUAUGGGCGAGUUGCACCUCGCAGCGGUCUUGCAUCGAAAUUCAUGAUUGACACGGGUGCUGGUGUUAUCGACGCGGACUACAGAGGUGUCGUCUUUGUUCUGCUUUUCAACCUCUCAGACAAAGACUUCCAAGUUGAAGAAGGCGACCGGAUAGCUCAACUGAUCAUCGAGCGCAUUUAUACGCCUGAUGUUAUGGAAGUGGAAAACCUCGAUGAAACAUUACGUGGAGCAGGAGGGUUCGGCUCUACGGGUGGGCACGGCUCUCUGUAACAUAUUAUAUCAACUAUGCUGCCUUUAUAUUAUCACGAGAGAAGGGAGCCUAAUUUUUUGCGACGGGAUUGAUGCUCAUUACAAGUUGGUUUAGUCCUGCUUGUGUUGUUGAAUGUGAAUGCAGCGUGGAUGUCUAUGUUAAGGUCGUACUCA
This is a messenger RNA of Suillus discolor, 729 nucleotides long. RefSeq names its product dUTPase-like protein. The coding region runs from base 61 to 576 and encodes 171 amino acids. Gene Ontology annotation, biological process: dUTP catabolic process; dUMP biosynthetic process. The record is from RefSeq and is a predicted model, not a curated record. The transcript has 5 exons. Gene Ontology annotation, molecular function: dUTP diphosphatase activity; magnesium ion binding. Lineage: Eukaryota; Fungi; Basidiomycota; Agaricomycetes; Boletales; Suillaceae.